UUUAGGCCAAAAAUUCUGAAAUCACAUUAAACUUUUCAAACAGUUAAGUCCAAGGUACAUUUUCUUACUGCCAGCUUAAGCUUCAGCUCUGUCAAACCACUAUUCUCACUUUCUCAUUAACUCAAAUGUAAGCCAAAAUCUCCCUUCAACCUGUCCAUAAGUGUCCACGGACUGGGCAGAACUUGGGAGUUAUAUUGAGCUCCUAAAUGAAGCGUAAAACACAGGUCUGAGUCCUAGCCACAGGAGGGGAGGGAGGGGGCAGAGCUGAGGUGUAGUGAGAAUGAAGUUUUAAUGUGAUCUGACAGUGAGGAACAGAUGGACAUCAUCACGGCAUUUUGGUGCAGAGAAGCAGAUUUCUGUGUGGACAGUUCACAGCAAGAAGCCAGGAAACUGACUUUUAACAACCAAUACAUAAAGUAUAAGAGGAAAAUGUGGAGUUACAGAAUAGAAAAGAUUCAAACUGUUGAAUGUUACAUCUAAUAUAAUGCAAAUCUAUGCAAGGAUGUAGUAGAGUGGUAUAGCCUUGAAGUAUUUGAGUAUACACUAUCAGUCAAAAGUUUUAUUAAAAGUUUUAUUACUUUCUAUAUUUUGCAUACAUACAAAAGACAUCAAGUAUAUAAGCAAGACAUAUGGAAUUAUGUAUUUAAAAAAAAAAGUUACUUAACUUUGUUCCUUUGCUACAUAAUUCCAUAUAUCUUACUUCAUAUAGUUGAUUGAAUGAGAUGGUGUAUCCAAACUUGAUUGGUAGUGCAUAUUUUAGCUAACUGAAAAAUGUAACUUUCAGUUACAAUUACCCACGAGCAUUCAAAAUAAUGCAAAGCUUAAAAUAAUUAACAUCCAAAUACAAGUCACUGAUCACCGUGACUUGUCUUGUCAGUAUCAGGAUGUGGUCACUGCUUUGACACAAUAAUAUGUUCUAAAGCACCUGGUGGAGUUUUUAAACAUGCAAAGUAUGUUUAUUUGUCAGUGGACAAUCUCACUGUUUCACUUCUUGUCAUAUGCUUUUAAAUAAUGACUAAGAGUUGAAGUAAGUUAAUCCUGUUUAAUGUAAUGAUAUGCCAGGACCGUCCAUGGUCACUUGUUUGUUUAGGGGAACAUUUUAAACAGGUGACGGAUACUGAUCUCGUCACAGAGUAAAGAACAAAAGCUCAUUACAAAAAUGUUAGUCUUUAUAUAGUGGCUAUAGCUAUGUUAUGAAAGAGCUUUGAUAAUGCUGGAUUAUAACCCUCCGCGUCACAAAUGGAUGCAGAGAGUUGUUGUUGCUUUAUAUUUGUAGUUUUUGACUAAAGUAAUUUUCCAGUACAACUUGAACUGGUUGGUAACCACGUAUUUCCAUGGUUACCAUGUUGUUUAUUUUUCUUUUAUUGUGAAACCGGAAGUCCGCGCUUCUUUCCGUUCACUUCACCCCCUCCGCUCCAGCUCUGCGCUCAUCUCAGACCGUGUAUAGUCUAUGGUUACUCUGCUCUGAAGCGCAUUUAAAGGACGCCCACUGCUACUCGGCAUCUCUCUACAGGCUCCACAUUAGGACUGAACUAACCCGUGAGGUUUUUUACUCUCACAGCAAACUAGACCGAUGUAACGUUAUUUUCUGAAGCAUCAGCCAAGGUAAAUGGGAAAGAUGUCGCUGCUGUCGCCGGGGCUCCGGUCCUCUACCAGCUGCUGCCUGUGCUGCCAUGUCCGCACAGGGACCAUCAUCCUCGGUGUCUGGCACAUGCUUUUCAAUGUUGUGGUGUUGACCAUCGUGCUCCCUGCACUGUGGGAUCCACACAUGUACCAACUGAUCAGCACAGAGUUUUCCAGUGGCCUGGAUGUCAUAGAUGACGACAAUACAUUAUACAUUGUCUCAGCCAUUUCUUUGCUGAUGAUAAUCAUAAGUGGAAUGGCUACAUACGGCGCUUUCAAGUUGCGAUCAUCUUGGAUUAUCCCAUUCUUGUGCUAUGAGUGUUUUGAUUUCUGUCUGAACACUCUUGUGGGUCUGUGCCUUAUUUUUAACCCCAGCACCAUCCAGGACUAUGUUAAACAGCUGCCCAAUAAUUUCUUGGACAAAGAAGUUGACAUGGAUUACAUGGCCGACGCUGUGGUGUUUUUUAUCGCCUGUAUUCUCAUAGUCAAGGCCUACCUAAUUUUAUGUGUGUGGAGAUGCUAUAUGUAUGUGAGCAGCUGGGGCACUGCAGAAACACUGAGUUAUAUCACCACCAAUGACACCACAAUGCUGAUUCCUCCAUAUGACGAUACUGUGUCUUUCCCUCCUGAGAAGUCUCCUCCUCCUUCAUACGCCACUUCUAUCUCAGCUUGAACCAUAGGCAUAUCCCAGGACCCGGUCUGAAUAAAAACCCAGCAAACAUCUCACUGCCUCUCAGUUCACCUCACAGGAAGGAUAUAUGGUUUAUAAUGGGCACUGAGGUGACACCCCUCCAAUAAAUCAUACAAAUUACAGUAAAUUAGUAAAAUUACACUAACAUUAAAAUUGUGAGAUAGUUUGGUAAUAGUGUUUAAAUAAUACAGGAUUUCUGUCAUCAACAGUUGUUAGAAAAUAUAGCCUGCUUGUUUAGCAUUGGAAAACAAAAUCCUUUUUAAUUUUAUUCUGAAAAUAUUUUACACAUCGAGUUGUAUGGUCACUGUAGGCAGUUUUACAUGGGUGGCAUGUUUAGGUUGAAUUUAAGUUAUUUUACCCAAAAAGGUUAAAUCUGUGGGGAAAGGAUUUCCAAGCAUGAAAUGUUUUUUUAAGUUCUAAGUAAUAUUCAAUGCAAUUGUAAUUUUGGAUUACAGGCAGUGAAAAUUUAACAAAAGAUUAAAUUUAACCAUUAUAUUCUACAAUUAUGUUCUUGUACAAUAUUUCUCCUGUCACACAACAGACAGUUACUGCAUUUAGUUUAAAGCUCUGUAAAUGCAAAUAGGUCUAAUUUACUUUAGUACCUGUAUUGAGUUAAUCACUUUUUUGAUGUUCUUGGCUACAACAUAAGGCUAAGGUAUUUGUGUUUGCUCCUGCUCAUAUUGUAUUGCCUUCAUCAAAAUCUUUCACUGACAAUGAUGUGAACUUUAACUUAUUUAUAAGUGUCGUAUUGACCAUAAGCUCCCAAAGUAAAUGGACCUGCCCAAAUCUGAUGUGAUGCAAUGCACAGCCUAGUAUACACCAAACAUAUCAUGCAUAAUAUUAUUUUGUUUGUGUUGAGUUGACCUCCAUAAAUUAAAUAUAUAUAUUUUUUUGUUUAUUGUAAGAGUUUCUGGGCUACUUGUGUAUACCAGAAGUCACUGAUCUGGCAUCAGUUUGUCUAUAAAGUCACAUUGUGCAGACUGUUGUAAGAGUUGCAUGUUUUAGGGUCCAAUAAAUAUGUAAUGUUCAGGUAAUUACGGUUCUUUGAGCGAGGGGAGGAUGGAGAACUUAUGUUUUUACAAUUAAAGUGAAAGGGAAAAAACUGUACAUUAUGUAAACAGAAAGGCCUCUUUCACCAGAGGUACUGGCAGCUGUUCCUACCACAGGAGUUCAACAGAAUGAACAAGUAAAAUGUGAC
This is a messenger RNA of Boleophthalmus pectinirostris (great blue-spotted mudskipper), 3512 nucleotides long. Its product is annotated as lysosomal-associated transmembrane protein 4B. The transcript is spliced from 7 exons. NCBI's taxonomy places the organism in Eukaryota, Metazoa, Chordata, Actinopteri, Gobiiformes, Gobiidae. The coding region runs from base 1610 to 2296 and encodes 228 amino acids. Gene Ontology annotation, cellular component: lysosomal membrane. The record is from RefSeq and is a predicted model, not a curated record.